GGAAGUACGGUUGUAUGUGCAUGGCAUUUUUUAGAUAUCAGUGGUACGAUUAUAGACCUCAAGGACGGGCAUUAGAGCACGAUCAUUACUGCAGUUUGCAUUCUUAGAAGUUGGUAGUGUUUCUUCCUUUUCCACUUACAAUAAUAUUUGGAUAUUUCAACGCUAAUGACCCGCCUAUAGUCCAACAUGGCUAAUGAGGACAUUUCUAAGAAAUUGCAAAAUCUCAAUCUAGGGCGAAUCCAAGAUAUUAAUAUUUUAUUGUUGGGCGAAACAGGUGUUGGAAAAUCAACAUUCAUCAAUUCUAUCGCUAAUUAUUUGCACUUUAAAAGCUUCAAGAAAGCAAAUAAAGCAGAAGAAUUACUCGUACUAAUCCCCUCGGUGAUCAUAGUUACCAAUGAAAAUUUCGAGCAAGUCACUCUUACCAUCGGCUCUGAUAAAAAUGAAUUUCAAGAAGUAGGCGCAGCUGGAACUCAAGAUGUCAAAACUUACGUUUUCCCAAUUGGUGAAGGAAAAACUCGCCUUCGGUUGAUUGAUUCUCCAGGAAUGGGAGAUCCUAGAGGUAUCGAACAGGAUGACAUCAAUUGUGAAAAUAUUUUGGCUUAUUUGUCCCAACUCAGCGAACUCCAUGCUAUUUGUUUUCUGAUGAAACCGACAACAACUCGAAAAACAAUUUUGUUUGAAUAUUGCGUCAAACAGAUUUUGUCACGAUUGGAAAAGUCGGCCAGCAAGAACAUCAUUUUUAUUUUUACCAACACAAGAGGUUCUAAUUACACUCCUGGCGAUACUUUGCCCUGCUUGAAGACUAUCGUCGAUGACAUUAAAACAAAGCCGCCACACGUUGAUAUUCCUUUGAAAGGUAAUAUUUUUUCGGUCGACAAUGAAGCUUUUAGAUUCUUGGUGGCCAUGAAAAACAACAUCAAAUUCAAUGACGAACUACAACAGCGAUUUGUUGAUAGUUGGAAUAAAUCUUCAGAAGAGUGUUGGAAGCUUAUUUUGUACAUUGUUGGAGAUGCAGCACACGAUCCACUAAAACCUCAUCAGCUGUAUAAUACCAUCAGCAUUAAUGAUGCAAGAAGAAUCAUUACUCAAUUGUCUCAGCCUUUGGCUGAUAUUUCUCAACUUAUCUACGACAACAUCCGUAUUUUAGAACGUCACAAACGUAACUUGGAAAUGGAGAAUCAGAGUUUGGAUGAUCUAAAGAAAAAAUUAUACAUUCCAAUUGUUGAUCUAGAAGUUACUCAACUAACGCAACCCGUAACGGUGUGUACAACUCCCAAAUGUGCAGAUGUUGUAAAGGUUGGUGAUAUUAAGAAAUGGCACUACCGCCAAAGAUGUCACGACCCUUGCUAUUUAACCAACGUAACAAAAGAGUUUGUUGGUGAUCUAAACUUAAUGCAUUGUGCGGCAAUGAGUGGAAGAACUUGUCUGAAAUGUACCUGCGAUUUUUCGGUACAUAUGCAUGUAUAUUAUUUAACUAAGACUAAAGAUGGCAAAAUUGUUGAUGACGUCGUGAAAAAUAAUAUUAACCAAAAAGAAGAGGCCCUUCGUGAACGUCAAAGAUUGAUAGGAGAAAUAGAUCGUCGAAAGAGAGAACUCGAGGAAGAACGAGAAGCUAUUAUUAAGAGUACGGCACAGUUUGCCCACUUUCUUCAACACAAUGCAAUUUCACCAUUUAACGAUUCUUACAAAGGUUACAUUGAAUAUCUAAUAUCACGUGAAAAGAGUCUUGGUCGUAGUGGUGAUCCUGAAGUGGUUCAUCAUUUGGAACAAUUGUUGCAACGUUAUGUGGAACUAAAAUCGGCUUUUGAUCAAAGUCUUCAACUGAGUCAACAACACGGACUUAACACAAUUGUUUCAUCUGCGGUGACAGCUCAAAGUGUUAUGAAUACAGUUAGCCAACUUUAUAAGUUAAAACAUAAUGGCAAAAAGAUCCAUGAGUUGCUAAAAAAACAAAAAGCAUCAAGGAAUUCCGAGUACGACAAAAGCUGUGAGUACGUGCAUCCAAAGUCUUCAGAUUUAAGCCAUUCGGAGAGCUCGAAAAGGAAAUCAAAGAAGAAAGAUGGUAGUCAAAGCACUGAUACUGAAGGAAAUAAAAAGGAAGAUAAAAAAAAGGGAAACAAAACUGACGAUGAAUCGAAAAAUAAAAAUAAACGAUAUAACAAAAACUACAAUUCUUAUCAAAGAUCGAACAAUCAAGAUCAACAAGCUCGUCAACCGCGUCAAAAUUUUUCAUAUAAUCAAAGGCGAGAGCCCCCGCCGCCGUACCCAGGCCACGAUGUAGGUACCUAUCAAGGGUCACACCGUCCAAAUACACAUAGAGGUGACGAAACCAAUCUUGUGCUAAAAGUUGAAGUAAGCCAUCCAAGUGGUAGUAAACACCAAAGGAACUCUAUAAAUUCUAAUAAUUCUCAAAAAUCAAAUCAAGACCAGGCUUACUAUGAUCCAUCACAUUACCAGGGACCACCCCAUGGACCCCCACCCUCCUCGUAUUAUGGUCACGGGCCAAACGAGUAUCACGGACCACCACCAUUACAUCACCAAGGAUACUAUGCUCCACCUCAUGGUGGUUAUGUCCCACCUCAAGGGGGUUAUGGUCCACCUCAUGGGGGUUAUGGUCCAUCUCAUGGUGCUUAUGGACCCCCACCUGGCCCAUAUCCGCCAAUGCAGCCUCCAUAUGGUGCACUUCAAGGCUCCUAUCAAGGACAUGGUUACGGAACACAUCACGGCCCAUCUUAUCAAAGAAAUUAUCAACCAGGUCGUGGUCGCCAACACUUUAAAAAAAACAAGCAAGGAGGACAUCGUAACAAGUCAAAAGGAAGAAACACUCAAGAGAAGAAGAGUGGAAAUGAGAAGAGUGGUCGUUCCGAUUCAGAUUCAAGUAGCGAGUAAGGUUUUGGUAUUUUUUCUUUAAACAAAGGUUUAUUGUUUUAUUGGAAUUGUGUUUGCUUGAAAAUAAAUUUUAACUAUUUGUUAGCCAUUUAAAUAGUAGUUUUGAAAGUCAAUUUUAAGUCAAAACAAAAUUUUCUUAUUUUUAUUAGUUGCUCUUUAGAGUAGAGUACUGAAUAUGCAGGCAAAUAGUUUUUAAAUAAAGUUUUCAUUGUAUGA
Molecule: messenger RNA, 3105 nt
Organism: Tribolium madens (black flour beetle)
Lineage: Eukaryota; Metazoa; Arthropoda; Insecta; Coleoptera; Tenebrionidae
Exons: 5
Coding region: 187-2889 (900 amino acids)
Source: RefSeq, a predicted model, not a curated record